GAUCUUUGUAGUACCACAGUUUACAGCAAAUACAGUCGUUUGCAUCAUGCAGCGCAGUAUCUAUCACGAAAGAUACCAGGCAUGUCUGCAGUGAAUCGCUCGACCAGAAGCAUGUUUUCUAGUCUCAAAAGUGUUGUACAAUUUUUCCUGCGUCACAUAUUUGUGGAUGAAGGUAUAUUUCCGCGUCGCGCCCAUCGUUUCACAGCCAUCUAUAGUCGUGAUAAGGAAUAUUUAUUCGACAUCCAUCAUCGUUGCUUCUUCACCAAUGCAGUGCGUUCACGUAUAGUUCAGUUCAUAUUGGAUCGCCAAUACUUCGAGGAGCGCAGCAAGGAUCCGCGUGCAUUUGGCAUUGAUCGUUUAGUGGAAUCAAAUAUUUAUUGCGCAGCUUAUCCGUUGCACGAUGGCGAAAUCACAGAGAAGGGUACUAUGCGUGAGGCACUGUACACUCACUGGGCCUCCGUCAACAAAUGGUAUCGCUAUCAGCCGCUCGACUAUGUCAAAGAGUACUUUGGCGUAAAAAUUGGUUUGUACUUUGCUUGGUUGGGCUACUACACUUACAUGCUGCUGCUUGCCUCGCUGAUUGGUGUCAUCUGCUUUGUAUACUCAUUGAUAACUUUAAAAGAUUAUGUGCCAGUCCAAGAUGUUUGUGCCAACGAACGUACUAAAAAUCUUACCAUGUGUCCUCUAUGUGAUUGGUGCAAUUUUUGGUACCUCAAGGAGACAUGUUUUUAUGCCAAAAUUACCUACCUCUUUGAUAAUCCUAGUACUGUGUUCUUUGCCGUCUUUAUGUCCUUUUGGGCUACACUCUUUUUGGAGUUAUGGAAACGUUAUUCUGCUGAGAUAACGCAUCGCUGGGAUUUAACUGGCUUCGAUGUACACGAAGAGCAUCCACGUCCCGAGUACUUGACACGUUUGGAACAGUUAAAAAAUACGCGCACGCGCGUCGACUAUGUAACGAAUAUUAAAGAACCCACAGUGCCAUUUUGGCGCAUGAAAUUUCCUGCCACCAUUUUUAGUGUUUCAGUUGUAUUUCUAUUGAUAUUUUUGGCUUUUGUGGCGCUUGUAGCGGUAGUUGUAUACCGCAUGUCUAUGCUGGCGACGCUUAAACUGGGUUCUAGUACAAUGACUACAUCGAGCGCAAUUAUGUUGGCUACAGCGUCAGCGGCUUUCGUCAACUUGUGUCUGCUCUAUGUGUUGAACUACAUGUAUACACAACUCGCUGAGUACCUGACUGAAUUGGAAAUGUGGCGCACGCAAAUCGAUGACUCACUGACACUAAAGAUUUAUCUGUUACAGUUUGUCAACUAUUAUGCUUCCAUAUUUUAUAUAGCGUUUUUCAAGGGAAAAUUUGUGGGACAUCCAGGACAAUAUAACAAAAUAUUUGACUAUCGACAGGAAGAGUGCUCUUCAGGCGGCUGUUUGACUGAACUCUGCAUUCAGCUGGCAAUCAUUAUGAUUGGCAAACAAACCUUUAACUCCAUACUGGAAGUGAUAAUGCCAAAGAUAUGGCGCAAAAUUAUGGCCAUACAAGUGGGUCUCUCACGACUGUUUAGCAGCACGACUCAUGAUGUGAAUAAGGAAAAAGUGGAGCGCUAUUUGCGUGAUUUGAAAUUACUGGACUGGGGUCCGCGCAGCUUGUUUCCGGAGUACUUGGAAAUGGUGCUACAGUAUGGCUUUGUUACCUUGUUCGUAGCCGCCUUCCCCUUGGCACCGUUUUUUGCUUUACUCAAUAACAUUUUCGAAAUGCGUUUAGAUGCGAAAAAGUUGCUGGCAAACUAUAGGCGCCCAGUUUCACAGCGUGUGCGUGAUAUUGGCGUUUGGUAUCGCAUCUUGGACANCAGCUAUGCAGACUAUCGUGAACCACCUACCUCAGAUCGUAAAUAUAAUUUAACUAGUAUGUUUUAUAUUAUACUCGCUUGUCGACUUGCGUUCGUUGUUGUAUUUGAGGUGAGUUCAGUAGCAGUAGGUUUAAAAGAGCCAAAAAAGGAUUUUUAAUCAUUUAUAAGUGAGAAUAAAAGUUUGUGUGUUAUACUGGGUUUGAGAAAAAGGUACUAACUCCAUUUUUAGAAAUUUUAAAGUAGAGGAAAAAAACUUCUUAUAGUCAUUUUCUUCAAGUAUUUGGAAAUACUUUUGAAGGCAACAUUUUGAGUGUUUAAAACAAUGAGAAUUUUGUGUGCUUCUUUUGGACUUAGCAAAUAAAACAAGUAGCCUUUCACUCUAAGAUGGCGAUGUACAUACCUAGUUGUGCAUUUAUGCCAGCCAAAAAUUCCUUACUAAAGUAAUCUUCAAACAUUAUCACUUCCAUCUGCUCCUAAAUGUGGUAUCUAACCUGACAAGUUUUUUCUCCUCACUUUACGUUAACUUUAUUUGCAUUGACUUUAUCUCAUAAUACCACUUUUAU
Messenger RNA from Rhagoletis zephyria (snowberry fruit fly), 2401 nucleotides. RefSeq names its product anoctamin 1 (gene subdued). NCBI's taxonomy places the organism in Eukaryota, Metazoa, Arthropoda, Insecta, Diptera, Tephritidae. The record is from RefSeq and is a predicted model, not a curated record. Gene Ontology annotation, molecular function: protein dimerization activity; chloride channel activity. Gene Ontology annotation, biological process: chloride transmembrane transport. Gene Ontology annotation, cellular component: plasma membrane.